This is a messenger RNA of Osmia lignaria (orchard mason bee), 7780 nucleotides long. Its product is annotated as putative oxidoreductase YjmC. The record is from RefSeq and is a predicted model, not a curated record. NCBI's taxonomy places the organism in Eukaryota, Metazoa, Arthropoda, Insecta, Hymenoptera, Megachilidae. Gene Ontology annotation, molecular function: oxidoreductase activity.
AAACCAAGUGAAAAAUCUCUAACUCGGCUAUUUGUUUUGCCUGUGCCUGACACUAUCUGCUUAGCCUCUUAUCGCUAAUUUCUCUUUCAUCUUCUAGCAGAUCGUAAACUUAAUCAAUUUCCUUCUAAUAAUUACCAGUUUAUUAGAGUAUUAGCAGAUUAAAGUUGUUGAUACUUUUAAUUACUAAACCAGGAUACUUGUUUCAUUGGGUAGAAUUUAUGCAAGAAAAACAGUAUACCGAUAAUGUGUCUUUGAUAAUUCGUCUUCGAGUUUAAAAGUUCACAAACAGUUCGAUUAUUUCAUGAAAAAUAUAAGGUCGAUCGAACGAAUUCUGUGUAGUUGGUCGAUCGUUGUAUCGCGAUCCUUUGAAAGGCUAGAUAAAAAGGACCUUACCUGUAACAGUUAUUGACGCACACAGAGGAGAAACAAAAACCGGUAAAUUACAUCCUCUCGUUCAGGAACCCCGUGUCUUUUUCUUAUUUGCCGUCUUCUAUCGACGUACGCACACCAUAGCGAAAAGCCUUUUUACCAGAGAUUCCAUCAGAGGAAUCGAUUUUCCUUCAAAUCAUUCGAUUACUGUCAUUUUAUUUAAACCAUUAGUUUUAUUAGAAUUAGAAAUUCUUUUCUGGCAAAAGAUUUGCGUUCAGUAUCAAUCGUUUGAUCGUUUGUUUUGAAAUCAAACAACGAUCGAUGAUGUCAUCUCAUUAACGUCGAUUAACUCGUUCUCCGCGUUUCGAAGGUUCUCGCAGUGAUUUUCUUUUUCUUUUUUUUUUUUUAUCAUAUGUCUGUACGUUCAGGUGAUUCUUUUUUCUAACACCUUAGAAACAACGCAAUAUUCUUUUCGUUUCCGUCUUUCCACGACCGUCUCGUGCUCGUUAAGCAACGUAACGCGAUCGAAUAUUUAUGAUGUAAUCGCGAGCAGCGCUUUUCCGAUCGUCAUCGACACUUCGAUUCGUUAGCAACGCUAGACGAAAGGUUAUGCAAGUUUUGCAUAAUUUUUGCAGCUUAUCGUACCUUGGUCAGUGAACAGAAGGAAAAAACCGAAGAACCUAACCACGAUAUUUAUCAUUAUUCCAUUCGUUCUAACGUGAAUUGUUUUUAUCGUAAAAAUUUUUUUUCAAUUUCUCAUUCCCGCCACAAAGAUGCUUUGUACCAAAUGAAAUGAAAAAGUUCUUUACCAUUAUGUAGUUUGUAGCUUUCUUUCUGAGAUAUAAGCGAUCCAAAAUUAGAUGCCUGACUUCCGGGGUGCUCUACUUGGCGUCAAGGGCGUGCCGGAAGUGGAGUACCCAAUUUUAAAUCGUCUGUACCUUGAAAAUUAACCUCCAGAUUACAAAAUGAUAAAGGAUUUUUCCCUUUCUUUUGCUACGAAGAAUCGACAGUUUUUGCAGUGUGAAUCAUUUUUGAAAUAUUUUCUAUGUAUGUAUGUAUGUAGGUUAAAAGGAUUAAGCUCAAGGAAGCAAUGGUUUUCAUUGACGCGAUGUAAUCGCACGAAUACAUAUGUAAUAUGCAAACAAAAUUCGCGCUUUCAAUUAACAAACGAUCUAAACUAGUUAUCGCAAUCGAUUAGUCGAUUUCUAAUACGAUCGGAACGCGAGAUAACGCGUAUAAGCAUUAAUCCUCCUUCUUGAUUCGUUAAUUCGUUUAUGCUCGCUUCUCGAAUUGUGUUUGAUCUGUUGUAAAUCAAUCUUUUUUUUUUUUUUUAUCCUGUCAAACAUUUGUGACGUGGACCGCGGAUUGUAAAACAUCGAUAGAGUUACGGCUAACAAGAUCUUGCGUACCACCAAAACAAACAUCACAUUAAUUCAUUAUUGUCAACAGCAAUUCGUCAACCGAUGAUGAAAAUUGAUUUACUUCGUUUUCGUUUGAAAGCAACCAGAUGUUUGAAGAAAAUUGUAAUUAAUUAAUUUAUAUUAUUAUUUAUUAUUAUACGGGCGAAUUAGUACUAUGAAUAUGUGAUUAUGAUAUGGUUAUGUUCGGUAAAUGCAGAAUGUUAAGCUUAGUGCUGAAAUAAUCUGCAGAUUUUCGUCUUGAUGCCAGUGAUAGAGUCACUGAAGAUGUCAAUCGAUAAUUGGAAUGAAAUGAUACUGAAGCAUGAUCUGCAGAUAGGAUCAGCGUGCCGAAAUUUUGAAAAGUAUCGAGGUAUUAGGUUAUUUUGGAUCGAUUACGGUCUCGAAAAUAGAUGAUGCGGAUUUCUGUAGGAAAAUUAAUCUGCAUUCUAAAAGUAACGUUCCUUUCUUCGAAUUACACAAUUUGUUUGAUUACACAGUUAUCUAGUCAAGGUCUGUUUAACACUUCCUCAGCAAUGAUUUUUUUUUUUUUUUUUUUUUUUUUUUUCAAAAAACCAAUGGAGUAACGAGCUUGCAUAAACGAAAGUUUACAAAUAUAAUUAUCGAUACGAUUAGUUUGACCGUUGUGCGACAACGCAUCCUUGAAAAUCUACGAUCAGAGACGAGAUUGAUAACGUUACUUUGAUGAUUCUGUGCUGGUUCUGUGUGUUGCCCAGCGAGAAAGGAACUGGUACGAUUAGCUGUUUUUGCUCGCCAGAAUUCCUAAAGCAACGAGCAUAUUUUUCGAUCGGUACGUAAAGUACAAUCAGGGUUAUCGUUUUAAAAGAUAUUCGCCAGGCGGAGAAAUGAGAUUUCUAUAUUUUAAAUCGAUAGGACACAUUUAACUUCACUUUUGGUAGAAUUAUCGAACAAAUGAUUAAUUACCAAAUUUUUAUCGAUAUUAACCCAAUUAUUAUCAAUAAAAUAGAAGAAAUUUGUUAUUGUUACGCGCGUACGACUGUAAGUUUAUAUACGACGACCUCGCGUAUAUAAUCGGAACACAAAUAUUGACAAUUAACUAUAACGACGCGCAGGUGAUACUCGGUCGCGAUGAAUUUAUGCGUUUACCAAACCAUUUUUCUCUAUUUCUUAUCAAUUUUAAUCAUCGGACAGUGGGAACAGUGUCGAUAUAAAUUCUCAAAUAUUUUCAGAUAAUCUUUCAGUUAAAAAAAAAAAAAAUUUGUUCUUUCGAUUCAGCUGAACUAGCAGGUAGCUCGUUUUUCAGGAAGCGAAGCGAAACGGUAGCUUACAGUGGUCACUCAACACCGAGGUGUCGCUUCGUUUUCUAUAGGCACGCGAUCGUUCGAUUCCUUUUAACUUUUUCGCCUCGACGUCGAAUAGGUAGGAAGGAAGGAAAGAAAUCGCAUCUUUCAGUUUACGUUGGAUUACGCAAACGGUAGUACGAUAUCGGUACGGGCCGAAUAUUCGACACGGGGCAUGAUUUAGACGUGGAUUGUAUUGCGUAACGCUAGAUACAGCUAAGUUAGCAAUGCACACGGAAACGCAGGGUCGAUUAAUGAUUUUUUCUGCGGCUGGAUCAGCCGGUUUGCCUUGCAACCUCUCCCGUAACGAGGAUCUUGCAUUUUAUUUCACCUGUUAGUCGUACAUCUGUGAAAUUAUUCGUUUUACGACCCUGCGACACGUGCCAACCAAACACCGUGUUCUUUCAACACGUUCCAAACGGGGUUUGUAUUGAGAAACCGAAAGCAGGAAUGUAUCAUUAGCGGUUCUGGCGCGUAAAUCGCUCAUCUUUUUCUACUUUAACUUCCCAUCGAGAUUAAUUAAAGUAUUACUUUAUUUUGCACAUUUUUUAUACCAUAGGGCACACUAGGUGUCAGUGUAGCGUUGAUUAGAUAGCGUGAGACUAACAGGCACAGUCUUAGACGUUUCGACGAACAAUAUUUAAUUAGGAAAAACUUUUUCAAAUUGUGUACAUGCUUUGUAAUGUCUGUGAUUACGUUAAGAAGAUACUUGUUGGUUUUAUCGAUGCAAAAAUAGAAAUACGUCCUCCUUUCCUCUAACCUAGAAAACAAUCGUAAAACGAAACAAACGGCAUUCAUACGCGUUUAAAUAUGCAAAAAAAUAUGAAACGAAUGCACGUAUCGCAGGAAAACUUGGAAGUAAACAGUAAUAAAGUACAUGUUACGGCAAAAGAAAGUAUCGAACAUUUCCUAUUCCAGCAAAUUUAUUCCAACAUUUUAUAUUAAUUUUUACUUUAUUCUAUUGAUCGACAAUUAAUUUCCUCGUGAAAUCCGUAGCUUGGUUCGUUUCCUCGUGAAAGUGUACUUUCAAAUAUGAUAUCAAAACCAGUUAAUGUUUAGACCUUGAACCAAGCCUCUUCUAUGCGAUAAGACUUCAAAGAUGUAUCGACAAAAAAAAGUUCAUAAAAAGCGACAUACAUUCCAGAUAUUUAUAGCGAUACAUUUAACAUAAAAUUCGACCAACUGCGAUGAUGCAUAAAUUUUGAAGAAAAUUAAUUCGUGAUGUAACUGUGAUCUAUAUGUAUAACAAUACAUAGAAACGAGACGUUAGCGUUAUCUCGAAUAAUUUAAAGUUCCCGCUUGAUCGACGUCAGCCAGUCUAGCCAAUAUAUUUUUUGCAGUGUCAGGUGACGUAAGUAGCGAUCGCGAAGCUGGUGCAACAACACGUUCUAUUCGUAUCACGAAAAUAGUCGCGUGAUCUAUAGAUCAGCUGGUGGUCGAGUUAAUUAGUCGAACAGUUAUCCCGAAAGUUAAUUAUUCAGAUAGGAAAGGAUUGAAUCAAAAGCGUUGAAUCGGUGAAUAAACCUGUCGUCGACUGCUUCGACUCAUCGAUAGAAGUUACGAGGUAACUGCGAGAGAACGCAGCCUAGUUUCCGCCAGCUGGGAACGCGGGAAAUUCAAAUCCGAUCGCGCGCUCCGUAUCGCGGAUGAAAAUCAAACAGUAAAGAUAAAAUUGAAAGGACGAUGUCGAAGAUGUACAGAAGUUUUCUGACCACCUUUCAAAGCAGAGCGAAGCUUUUGAAAAAUAUGCUGAAAUUCAGCUCGAUAAAUACGAAAAGGAUGGCUUCCGCGCAAAGUAGCGAUCAGAUAGUCAUACCUAAAGAGGAUGUAGUCAGAUUUAUUAACGAAUGUAUGUGCAAAGUUGGAACGACACCAGAAUCUGGAGAAAUCGUUGGCCAUCAUUUAAUGACCGCUGAUUACAGUGGCCAUUUUAGCCAUGGAAUGAACAGGGUGCCAAUGUACAUAAAGGAUAUUCAAAAUAAGAUCACCGAUCCUGUUGCUAAGCCGCAGAUCAUUACUGAUUUUCAGGCGAUAGCUUUGGUCAGCGGGAACAACGGUCUGGGCCAGGUGAUCGGUAAAUUCUGUAUGGAAUUGGCGAUCGAAAAAUCGAAGAAGUUUGGUAUCGGCAUGGUGGCGGCUCGUCAAUCGAAUCAUUACGGAAUCUGCGGUUACUACACGGCGAUGGCGAUCAAACAGAACCUGAUAGGCUUUAGCUGCACCAACACCAGCCCUCUGAUGGCUCCAACUCGCAGUAAACAAUCGGCAUUGGGCACGAAUCCUAUAAGUUUGGGAAUGUCCGCAUUGAACAACGAUAGAUUCAAUCUGGACAUGGCCACCACAGCCGUGGCUUUGGGUAAAAUCGAGCUCGCGGUGAGAAAAAACGAACCCAUACCCGCGGGUUGGGCGCUCGAUGUUCAUGGAAAGGUGACAACAGAUCCCGAGAAAGCUUACGAAGCUACCGUUCUGAUGCCUCUCGGAGGUGAAGAACGUAAUUCAGGUUACAAAGGUUACGGAUUGGCUUUGAUGGUCGAAGUGCUUUGCGGUAUUUUAUCCGGAAGUCACUUUGGACCUAACAUCAGAAAGUGGAAAGGUAGCCAAAAGAUCGCUAAUCUCGGACAGUGUUUCAUGGCUAUCAAUCCGGAUGCUUUUUGUUCUGGGUCACAAGAAAGAUUAUCGAAGUUGUUGAAACAAUUGAGAGAGCUACCUAUUGUCGGAGACAAGCCUGUUAUGGUAGCUGGAGAUCCAGAGAAACACUCCAUGGAACGCGUGGAUAAAGAAGGUGGCAUUACUUAUCAUCCUAAUCAGUUAAAAGCUGCCAAAGAGUUGGCGAACCAACUAGGAGUCGCACCUAUGAAAAUUAUUCCUAAGAAAAUGACUCGUUGAUUAAGGAUUAAGGAUUUAAGACAGUUUUCUAAAUGUUUUCUAAAUGUUUUAGUUUGUUUCAUAGUUGUAUUUUAGAUAGAUAAUGUGAAGAAUUAAUUAAGUUCAGAGAUAUCUUGAAUUGGAAUGGGUGAAAUUUUCUUUCUUCAAGAUUUAAGUACACGAGACUGAAUUUUAUUCAUCGUCCAUUUAUUUUACACAAUUGUAAAUUUGUCACAACCAUAAUCUUUAAACGUUACCAUUUUUAUAUCGCUGUACAAGAAGAAGUCUAUUUUAUAUAAAUCUUAAAAAAUAAUAUAUGCAUGUAUUUUAUUGCAAGCUCCGUAUCCUCUGAUUCGAUGUAUCGAUCACAGGAUCGGUUAAUCACUUUACAAGAAACAUCAUUUUUCAUCGAUGUUUCAUUCAGUUGAUCGUGUGACGAAUCAGAGGAUGGGCUAAAUGACACUUUCAGAUUUUCGAGUAAUGUUUACAGAAGGAUAAGCAUCGCGUGUUGUCAGUUUAAUAGAAACGAUGAUGUAACAAUACUGUGGUCUGAUCGUUGGUCGAUGAUGAUGAUGAUGAGGAGGACGACGAUGAUUGACUACGGCUAUGUCCUUGGACUUGCUCGUGGGAUCUCGAUUGCACCCAUUACCGAUCGGGACUCGCGAUUAUCGACAAGCGAAUCUCUGUUGGAUAACUAACAACACUGAUUUGCAUAAUCAGGAUACACAUCAGAGACAAGACACGUGUAUCGAUCGAUGGAUGUUCAGAAGAAUUAUUUGCUCGAUCGAUGUUAACCCUAUGAACGAUAAUUAAAAGCGAAAGAAACUUUACCUGGGAAUUACGUGUAUCGAUUGCAAUUCCAUGUUCUACGAUCAAGGAAAUUCAACUCCGUCAUUUCAUCUGUGCGCAGUCAUUAGAAUUCUUAUGAUCUUUCGUUACCAUAGUAGUAGACACCUGGUCGUGUAAUUACUCGACGAGAACGUGUACGAUUACACGUAAAGAUUAACUUUAUUAAUUUUUAAUUGGAAAUUGAGUUGGAUGUUGGAUGACUAACCGUGUUUAUUAAGUCUCAUCGGUGUUUACACUCUCGACGAAUGUGUUUAUUUUUCGCAAGAUUUUCGAUAACAAUUUUUUGCAAAAACUCUUUCACCCUUUACGUGCAUAUUUACAAUUAGUUGAGACAGAUCUUUAAAUAAACGUCGCAAUAAAUAUUUUCAUGACACAAAAACGUCGUCGGUGUAUCAGGGGUAGUCAACCAAUGAUGAUUCUUUCUGCUCGAUGUUCUCUCGAGUGGUAAACAGGGUUAUCGAAGAGAUUCGCAGACUCCGUGUCUUUUUUCACUUAUCGUUAAUUUUUCGUUUAUAAACGAGAACGUUACGAAUGUAACUGAUUCGUUGUUGAUAAGAUUAACAAAGUCCUUAGUGGUUUUGUUAUCGUGUAUAAAAAGCGUGUCAUUUAAUCGCAUUGCGUCAAUAUUCGAUACUGUUUGUAAACUUAUAGACGAGAGAUGCGUAGGAGUAAUGAGAAAAUUUUCUUAUUUUCUAAGCCAACGAAGGAUAACACGAUUAGAAAAAAAAGCAAUUUCUUUGACGAAAGGAUAAUUGGUUAAAUUCGUAUGCUAGUCCAUCGAUAGUUCGCACAGAUCGCUUUACUUAUGCUCGACGCGUGUCAAGUUGAAUCGUGGAAUCGAAAUUUUAUCAACGUGUUCGUAUCAAGUAUACUUUCUACGUAUUUUGCUGUCGUUGCACGUGUCGCAGAAAAAAUCGAGAUUCUAGUCAAUAUAGAUUCUCAUCUCGUAUGAUCUAAUUAUCAUUUUUUUUUUUUUUUUUU